Molecule: messenger RNA, 1167 nt
Organism: Kockovaella imperatae
Lineage: Eukaryota; Fungi; Basidiomycota; Tremellomycetes; Tremellales; Cuniculitremaceae
Product: putative transferase CAF17, mitochondrial
Exons: 5
Coding region: 1-1167 (388 amino acids)
Cellular component (GO): mitochondrial matrix
Molecular function (GO): protein binding
Source: RefSeq, a predicted model, not a curated record
AUGUUCAAGUCUCUCUCAGAGGCUCCUCGGAUAGCUCAUUUGAAGCGAAGACGAGUCGUGGAGAUCGCAGGUCCAGAUGCCAAAAAAUUCAUCAAGGGGUUGUUCUGCAACGAAGUGGAUGAUGUAGGUGGUGGUUACAGCGGGUUCCUCAAUGCUUCAGGCCGGGUCGUUCACACCACGUUCAUUAUACCUGCCAAAAGCUCUACACCGACCUAUCUCAUCACCCACAAUCCCGCCUCCUCCGACACUAUACCACCGCUUGCCCAAGUCUUGGCACCAUUCAAGCUUCGCUCAAAAGUCAGAAUCAAAGAUGUGACUGAUCGAUAUGACGUUUAUCAAGCUUGGGGAGGUCCACUCAGCGGCGAUUCCUCAAGAGAACCUGUCAGAAGCUGGAAGUUUGGAAGUGGAGGUGCAGCCGAAGCUUCGUGGAAUUGGCCGCAUGGUCUCCCAGUGAUGGGCCUUGAUGACGCAGAGUCUGGAUGUUGGGAUCUGAGAGCUGGCUUCCAUGGUGGGAUGGGAAGGCACAUCGUCGUACCUAAAGGCUCAAGUCCGAGUUCGUCCUCCAAUCACGAGAAGAGCGCCGAAGAUGACUUUGACCUGCAUCGUAUGCUGCUCGGCGUGCCCGAGGAUCAAGUGGAGAUCCAUCCUGGGAAUUCCCUCCCCUUAGAGAGCUGUAUGGACAUUCAUGCAGGAGUCGACUUUAGGAAAGGUUGCUACCUAGGUCAGGAGUUGACUGUCAGAACUUAUCAUACCGGGGCCACUCGAAAGCGCAUAUUGCCAAUCUCCUUAUUCCCCAUCCCUGUCAAUGAGGCGGGAGGCGACCUUUCGGAUCUGAUCCCGAGGCCGCUGGACAAAACGCUCGCCAGGGCGAUAUCUCCAGAUGCCGAGAUCACAUACCACCCACCGCCCGAUGCCCCGUCUCAAAAGCCCAGACCAGCAGGCAAGAUUCUUUCAGUCCAUCCGACAAUUUCACAGGUCGGGCUCGGAAUGGUUCGUCUAGAAUUUGCGGAACGAGCCUGGUGGAGUCGGGAUGUGGCGCAUCUUGGUCAAUGGCUGGCAGGUGGGAGAUUGACCACGACCGUCAACGGCACAGAGCUAGGGGUCUACGUCGACACUGGAGAAGCCUAUGACUCCGCUGUAUCUCGGUUGCAACUCGCGGAGCAAUAG